AUGAGUCUUGAUCAAAGCGGCUCUCUCGCCCAAUCAAAAGUAGCAUUCGGCGCCGUCUAUAGCCUCGGAGUGUGUUUGCUCGAGAUUGGAGUGUGGAAGUCGUUUGUACAUACCGAAGAGGCUGGAUCAAGCCCUGCAAAGACACAGCCGUCAUCUUGGUUCCAGCAGCAUGCUAAGGGAAGAAGUUUCUACCGCAGCGCAUGGGAUCUAUGUGUACAAACAUUGUCAAGACUUGCCUAA
Akanthomyces muscarius is the source of this 240-nucleotide messenger RNA. RefSeq lists its product as uncharacterized. Lineage: Eukaryota; Fungi; Ascomycota; Sordariomycetes; Hypocreales; Cordycipitaceae. The record is from RefSeq and is a predicted model, not a curated record. The transcript has 5 exons. The coding region runs from base 1 to 240 and encodes 79 amino acids.